Messenger RNA from Phytophthora nicotianae INRA-310, 1006 nucleotides. RefSeq lists its product as hypothetical. The coding region runs from base 11 to 1006 and encodes 331 amino acids. The record is from RefSeq and is a predicted model, not a curated record. The transcript has a single exon. NCBI's taxonomy places the organism in Eukaryota, Oomycota, Peronosporomycetes, Peronosporales, Peronosporaceae.
GGUGCAGGCGAUGGGGGCGGGAGAUGACUGUAAUCACGCGGGGAAUAUGGAACUAAUCAAGUUUGCGUUAGCCUUACUUUUCGUUAUUAUCGAAUUCCAGCAAGACGCGAUGACCUUCAGCUCUCUCCGUCCACCCAACAGCCACCUCCAGAGAGAUGAUUUCGUCACUGAAGCGGUACAGUCCAACAGACAAGCAAACAGUGUGGUUGCACUAUUUAAGGCUGGUGAUGAAAAUAUUUCCCCAGUUAGGAAGAGGAGUGAGUCGAAACACCUCACGGGGGCACCACCUACUGGUGUCAGCUGCACAUCAAUAGCAGACUCGCUAGCGCUUAAUGUGAAUGAGAUUCAGGAAAUUCAGAUGCAGAAGAAGCAGCGAAUCAUGAUCUCUAGCUUUCUAGCUCUACACCACGAAAUCAAAGAACUCAAACGGCAACGCCAAAACAUACCCGCUGUAGUCUCAACAGCGAACGAAAUCUGGGACGUAGCGGUGCAAUAUUUUCGCUUGGUUCGUCAAAGUUUCCAUCCCAACAGCAGACAAUUCCAGGUUGUGCGAGCGAUGAUGGCUCCGGACGUCGUGUACAACUGCGAAUACGGUUUUGAGGCCAUAGUGCAGAGCUGGUGCUUUAUGCAGUGGUUUGGGAACGUGGAAGUGGAGCUUGAAAACCUGAAAAUGUGCGCUGGAAACGAAAUGAUUGCAACCACAAGAACAAAAGUGACGAUCACGGAACGAACUCUAGCCAAUGUUUUUCCUCAUUUACUCAACUCCAAGCUAAGCAAUGGCACUACUUUCUCCUCUUUGGCAAAUAAACUUCUAGGCCAGCGACUGACGAUGCGUGGCUCAACAUGUUUCAGGUGGGACGGCAAGAAGAACCUGGUGGUCAGCUUGGUCACUCAAAGUGAUAUGUUACGUCCGCUUGUGGAGUUGCUGGAGAGUUUGGACGAUGUAUCUCGAGUAUUCGAACAAGCUGCUAUUUCUCCUAGCUUUCAGUGGCGAUUGACCUUGUGA